This is a messenger RNA of Nematostella vectensis (starlet sea anemone), 1592 nucleotides long. Its product is annotated as phenazine biosynthesis-like domain-containing protein. Gene Ontology annotation, biological process: biosynthetic process. The record is from RefSeq and is a predicted model, not a curated record. Gene Ontology annotation, molecular function: isomerase activity. Gene Ontology annotation, cellular component: cytoplasm. Bases 44 to 949 code for a protein of 301 amino acids. The transcript is spliced from 10 exons. Lineage: Eukaryota; Metazoa; Cnidaria; Anthozoa; Actiniaria; Edwardsiidae.
UGGUUCAUCUCUUCAUUGGGUAACCUGUGUUAGUAAACUCAAUAUGGCGGCAGAGAAAGAAUUUCCGAUGUUUGUUGUAGAUGCAUUUACGAACAAGCCGUUUGGUGGUAAUCCCGCAGCAGUUUGUCUUGUAGGGACACAGGAAUUAGAUGAAAAAUUUUACCAGAAAAUAGCCAUGGAAAUGAAUCUAUCAGAGACAGCGUUUGUAAGAGAAGUUACUGACAGUGAAAGCUAUGAAACCGGUGUACGUUUCCAUCUCCGCUGGUUCACCCCUACAAAUGAGGUUCCUCUUUGUGGACAUGCAACACUUGCCUCAGCAGCAGUGAUAUUCUAUCACUCAGGUAAUGAUAACCAGGAGAUCACAUUUGACACUCUCAGUGGACCAAUCAAGGCAAGAAGAAAAGGUUCUAUGGUAUGUCUUGACAUGCCUCUGAAUAACCCAGUUCCAGUAGAUCCAGAGGGCCAAGAUGAGAUUUCAAAGGUGAUCAAGUCUGUGGUUGGUGAUAUGCCUUGUACUGAUAUUCUUUACUCAAGGACUACUAAGAAACUUCUUCUACGUCUUAAAGACACACACUCUAGGGCAGACCUGGAGGGCUUGUCACCAAACCCCCAGUCCCUCCUGGCUGCACAUGAUGGCAGCACAGUUAAGGGGGUUAUAGUCACUUUAAAAGGAGACAAAGACAAUGGCUGCAUGGAUGACCAGGGACAAAUUUAUGACUUUGUCUCACGGUAUUUUGCACCUUGGAAUGGGAUCCCUGAGGACCCAGUUACUGGCUCAGCUCAUACAGUGUUAGGAAGCUACUGGUCAAACCAGCUUAACAAGCUUUCACUUUAUGCUCGUCAGUGUUCUCAACGGGGAGGCGAACUCCACAUGGAUAUACGCAGUGAUGGAAGAAUAGAUGUAUAUGGAGAAGCAGUUAUAGUGUUAAAAGGUGCACUUAAUUUAUGAAAUAUAUUUAGCACUAGUGACACACAAAACGACGGGAAGCCAUGAAGGGUUUCAAGUCCUAGAAUUAGGGACACAGGAAACCCACAGACUGUCGUGGAGAGUUUUUAAAAAGGCCUUCUAAAGGCCUGAUACCUAAGAAUGCACCUUUUACUCUUGAGACUCACACAAGGAGGCCUUUUUUUACUUCAACAGUCUCUGUAAGCCACCAUUUUGUCAUCUUAGCAAAGUACCACGUGCAAAAAAGCAUCCAUUUCCAUCGGCGGAUUUGGGGAAUUUAAUGCGAUAUUUUCUAUUGAAUUUGGCAAAUAAAGUAUCAAACUUUUUUUCUUAGAUGGUUACUUCGAGAUUUUAGUACAUUAUGUAAAAUCAAAACAAUGUUAAAUCAAAACAAUAACAAAGGUGUGGCUGACAAGGGCACUUUCAGGUCUUGUCUUGGCUCAACAAACCCUUCCACUCAACUAGGAUGUCUGUUCAUGAAUGGCAUGUUAACUAGCUAGGUUUCAAACUACACUUCAGUCUAAACAAUUAUAAGAUGGGCCACUAGCAUGACAGGGGAUAGGGGGGCUUGAAUUUUUCCCUCAAAGAAUUUUUUUGAUAUUGUAUUCAGGUGAUACGUUUCAAGGAUAAAAUUAUCAUCACCAUC